CAGCAGGCAGCUCAGCACUCGCACUCCAGCUCGGCCGCUCCACCGCGCGCUCGCCUCCCCGCUUCUGCCGCAGUCCCAGGGCCCCUUACCGCCGCCACCAUGGACGCCAUCAAGAAGAAGAUGCAAAUGCUCAAGCUCGACAAGGAGAACGCCUUGGAUCGAGCGGAGCAGGCGGAGGCCGAUAAGAAGGCGGCAGAGGACAGGAGCAAGCAGCUGGAAGAUGAGCUGGUGUCGCUGCAAAAGAAGCUCAAGGCCACGGAAGAUGAACUGGACAAAUAUUCCGAGGCUCUCAAAGAUGCCCAGGAGAAACUGGAGCUGGCGGAGAAAAAGGCCACCGAUGCUGAAGCCGAUGUAGCUUCUCUGAACAGACGCAUCCAACUGGUUGAGGAAGAGCUGGACCGUGCCCAGGAGCGACUGGCAACAGCUUUACAGAAACUUGAGGAGGCUGAGAAGGCAGCAGAUGAGAGUGAGAGAGGCAUGAAAGUCAUUGAAAGCCGAGCCCAAAAGGAUGAGGAGAAAAUGGAAAUUCAGGAGAUCCAGCUGAAAGAAGCCAAGCACAUUGCUGAGGAUGCCGACCGCAAGUAUGAAGAGGUGGCCCGUAAGCUGGUCAUCAUUGAGAGUGACCUGGAACGUGCCGAGGAGCGGGCUGAACUCUCAGAAGGCCAAGUUCGACAGCUGGAAGAACAAUUAAGAAUAAUGGAUCAGACCUUGAAAGCAUUAAUGGCUGCAGAGGAUAAGUACUCACAGAAGGAAGACAAAUAUGAAGAAGAGAUCAAGGUCCUUUCUGACAAGCUGAAGGAGGCUGAAACUCGGGCCGAGUUUGCAGAGAGGUCAGUAACUAAAUUGGAGAAAAGCAUUGAUGACUUAGAAGACGAGCUGUACGCUCAGAAACUGAAGUACAAAGCCAUCAGCGAGGAGCUGGACCACGCUCUCAACGAUAUGACUUCCAUGUAAAUGUGCAUCCACCCUGCCUGCUCACAUCCGUGCCCUCAUGCUAAUACGAUAAACUCACCACCACACCCUUCUGUAUCUUCAAAAUCUCCAUCUUUGCAGCUUUCUGCUCACUCUCUUUGCAUAAUCUAGGAUAGUCAUUGUUUUUUUUUCACAUCCUACUAACAUAAAGGCCAAGUAGACUGUCUCUCUCUCCACAAACCAUUUUCCUUUCAGAAUCCAUUCAUUUCAUAUUGUCUCAAUGCAGUCGUUGGUACCAAGCUGAACUGGAAUAUGAAUGACUUGGGCACUAUCUGUUUAGCAAAUUAAAUGAGGCUCAAGUAAAAUUAAUAGGCCGUGCACCUGUGCCGGAAUUUCCCAAGAAAUAUCAAAAGUUCAUUUCCUAAAGUCAGUUAAAUACAGUGUGAUGAUUUUUCAUAGAAGAAAUAUAAAUUUAAGGAACCCUACAGUGUCAAGAGGACUGAGGCUCGGAGGGAAAGGAAAUUGAUCCAGAAUAUCCUAAAGAAUGGUGCUGUAAAAGGUCACAUUUUCCUCACUUUUAAGAAUUCUAGACAGAAAUGAACCAUCUGCUGAGUAGCCAAGCCUUUAAUUUCCUAUGUUUAUGUAGAAAGAAUGAACAUACAAAUACCACAACCUGUGUCAAAGAAAUGGAACCUAAAACACAGAUUGCGAUCUGAGUUUGAGAGUUAAUGGCCCAGCCUUUACUACUGCUGGGCAGUACAGGUGGAGUAGGUAGUCUUCCUGUCACUAGAGCCUGGAGCAUGCAUGACUAACACACAUGCUGCUAACCAAAUGUGAACAUUAGACUGGUUCUGCUCCUCUCAUGUCUAACCUGGAAAUGUUUCACAGAGGCUUCCCUUGAUUCUUCUAAGAUGGCACUGAAUUGCAUUUAAGCUGGAAAUUUCAUUUUCCAGGCCCACCUGUCAUUUCUUUACCCAGCUAGAAAAAUGGUAGCUUGAAGAGUAUUAGCAUGUACCUGCUGCCUUACACAUUGUAUAGACUCACCACAUUGCCCUUGGAGACACAAUUGUCACCGUGGAAACUAGAGCAAAUCCCUUCCUCUCUUCCCUCCUUUGUGAAUGAGGGGUGGAUGAGAUCAUCUGUCUCCAAGCACUAAAAUGAGGUGAUGCUAUAAGAAAAACUUUUAGAAGUUCUUGUCAUGGCUCAGUGCUUAACGAAUCCGACUAGGAACCAUGAGGUUUCGGGUUUGACCCCGGCCUUGCUUAGUGGGUUAAGGAUCCAGCGUUGCCGUGAGCUGUGGUGUAGGUCGCAGAUGCAGCUCGGAUCCCGCGUUGCUGUGACUCUGGUGUAGACCAGCAGCUACAGCUCCGAUUGGACCCCUAGCCUAGGAACCUCUAUAUGCCAAGGGUGCAGGCCUAGAAAAGACAAAAAAAAAAAAAGAAAAACUUUUAGUAUCAGGUAUGAUUUAAUAUUCUGAAAAAGGAGUUCCCCUCACGGCCCAGUGCUUAACGAACCCGACUAGUAUCCAUGAGGUUUCGGGUUUGAUCCCUGGCCUCGCUCAGUGGAUUAAGGAUCUGGUGUUGCUGUGAGCUGUGGUGUAGGUUGCAGACUCGGCUCAGAUCCGGCAUUGCUGUGAGCUUCAGUGCAGGUCAGAUGCGGCUUGGAUCUCGAGUUGCUGUGGCUGUGGUGUAGGCCGGCGGCUACGGCUCCGAUUUGACCCCUAGCCUGGGAACCUCCUUAUGCCAUGGGCACAGCCCUAAAAAAAAAAAG
This is a messenger RNA of Phacochoerus africanus (Common warthog), 2682 nucleotides long. It is a transcript of the gene TPM1, whose product is annotated as tropomyosin 1. Lineage: Eukaryota; Metazoa; Chordata; Mammalia; Artiodactyla; Suidae. Gene Ontology annotation, cellular component: actin filament. Gene Ontology annotation, biological process: actin filament organization; cardiac muscle contraction. The coding region runs from base 100 to 954 and encodes 284 amino acids. The transcript is spliced from 9 exons. The record is from RefSeq and is a predicted model, not a curated record. Gene Ontology annotation, molecular function: actin filament binding.